Messenger RNA from Manduca sexta (tobacco hornworm), 731 nucleotides. RefSeq lists its product as uncharacterized. The record is from RefSeq and is a predicted model, not a curated record. The transcript is spliced from 3 exons. The coding region runs from base 4 to 411 and encodes 135 amino acids. NCBI's taxonomy places the organism in Eukaryota, Metazoa, Arthropoda, Insecta, Lepidoptera, Sphingidae.
GAAAUGAAAGACAAAUACAUAGAAAUCAUCGAGAUGUUUUUGAAGACAUCGGUAUUUUGUGCGUGUAUCGCCAUGAUUGCAGCGCAAGAUUUUAAUUUGGACGUGUCUAAUAAAACUUUGGCACCAAAACCAGAAAAAUUCAAGAAUCUCGAAGGAUGUUAUAUUCCGGAGAAGGACACCGUCAUUCCGUUAAACGCAAGAGUUGCAUGGAAGGACAAAUGUUUAGAGUACCGCUGCUAUUCCCAGAGUUACGAAAUAGCAGAGUGUUCAACUCAAGUGCCGGACUUCAAAAACAAUCCCAAAUGCUUUAUGCACCGAGAUUAUGAAAAACCAUAUCCUGAAUGCUGCCCCAAGAUUGCAUGUUACAUACGGUCAAUUUCAGGUGUAAAUGCAUUUGACAACAUUUUUUAAAGUUUUAUUUUAUAUUUUUCAUCAUACCCAAAAAUAAUAGCCAAAUAGACGAAUGACCAUAUUACAUUCCAACAAGUUUUUUAAUAAACACGAGAGACGGAGAAGGGUACUACCUAAUAAUAUUACAAUUACUUAUUGGUUCAAAAUACGUGUUAACAUAAGUAUAAUUAGCAAUCUAUGAGUGCGUCUGCCGAAAAAAAAUUGUUCAUUCCCCAAUAAGAGGCUCAUGAAUGGAAAUUUUUAGCCUGGGCUGCAUUAGUUCUAAUUAUUUACAUAACACUUGAAUGUAUUUUAUAUUUCAAAUAAACGACUUAAAAUUA